This is a messenger RNA of Racocetra persica, 201 nucleotides long. The record is from the annotation of a GenBank genome assembly. NCBI's taxonomy places the organism in Eukaryota, Fungi, Glomeromycota, Glomeromycetes, Diversisporales, Gigasporaceae.
AAUGCAGAACUAUUAACAAAAAAGCAAUGUGUUGAAGAAAUGGUCAAACAAUAUGCAACAAAUAUGUUGAUCUUGUUUCAAAGAGUAAUGAAGGUGAAUAAUCAAUAUCCAGAGAUUAUGAAAGUACAAAUAGUUGUGCAAGGCCUCUAUUCCAAUUUGUCUCUGACUCUUAGCCUGUUUAUGCCUAGCACCUUACAAGAG